CAGGGCGACGCAACAUUCAAAAGCUCUACAAGCGGCAUGUCCAAAGCACUGGAGAACUCUGGCUCAAAGCCUGGAGCCUCCCUGUCGACGACCAGCACUUCUGGCCGCGAUGCAGUGUCAGAGAACGCGCGUGAUGCUACGUUAAGAGGCCGUGUCGAUGCCCUGAUGAAAGAGAACCGGUUACUGGGCCGGCUGCUGCAGGACCUCCAGGCUAAGCUUGAGUGCUCAGAGUCAGAGGUUGUCAGCCUUGACACGGAGCUGGGCAAGCGCGAAAGUGACCUGCUGAGGAUGGGGGAGCAGCUGACGCAGUGCAAGCAGGAGGCUCAAGACGCGCACUUGCAGCUUGGCAGUUGCCGGGCGCACGCCACCGAGUUGGAGCAGCAGCUGGUGGACGUGAGCGGCCGACUGGCGGACAAGGAGGCCUCGUGCGAGGCUCUGCAGCGGCGGCUGGCACAGGCGGAGGGCGAGCUACGGAGGCUGCGUGACAGCAGCGUCAGUGGGCAGGACGUCAGCCAGCAGCUGCAGCGGGUGGAGUCCCUGUAUCGGGCCCGUGUGGAGGCGCUGCAGCGCGAGGCGGCCGAGCAGCUGGCGGCGCAGGACGCAGCGGCGCGGCAGCGGCUAGCGGAGGCGCAGGCAGCCACGGCGGCGGCUCUGGCACGCGUGAAGCGCGGCGCGCUGCAUGAGGUGCAGCGGGCGGAGGCGUUCCUGGAGUCGCGGGUGCGCGAUCAGAACCGCGUGCUGGAGCAGCUGCAGAAGCGCUGCCUGGCGCUGGAGGCGAGGGCGGCGGACCUGAAGCCACUGGCGGCGGCGGCGGCCGCGGCGCGGCAGCGAGCAGCGGAGCUGGAGGACUUGCUGGCAGCAGCAGAGGAGGAGGCCGCGGCGGGGGCAGGCGCUGGGUGCUGUGGCUCAUGUUGUCGCUGCUGUUGCGGCAGCGCCGGUUGUGGUGGUGGCGGCGCCCGCGGUGGAGACGGCCUGCGGCAGGAGGUCACGGAGCUGCAGAAGCGAAUUGUGGGCCUGCGCUCGGACGCGCUGCGGGACUGCGAGGUGGUGGUGCGGCUGCAGACCGACCUGGUGGCGGCGCAGCAGGCCAGCGUGGCGGCGGCGGAGCGGGCGGAGGCGGUGGAGGCGGCCUGCCAGUCGCUGCGUGCGGAGAAUGUUGCGCUGCGGAGACGGCUGCUGACCUCCAGCGGCCGGAGUGACGAGGCCUCCGGCGGGAGCGCCAGCAGCAACACUGGAGACAGGGAGCGGGCGGCAGCACAGGCGACGGCGCUGGCUGCAGUUGAGGCGGAGGCGGCGUGCGCUGAGGCGCUGCGGUCGGCACAGCGCGAGGCGGCGGCGGCGCAGCGGGCGCUGCUGGCGCAGGUGCGGCGCAUGCACACGCUCGAGUCCAUGCGCCUGGCGGACGUGCGGGAGAUGCACCGGCUGGAGCGCAAGGUGGCGUCGCUGAUGCCCGGCUAUUAAAUGUGUGGAUGAGCUGUAUUGUGAUAAUACUGCACGCGGGUUUCCAGGGUGGAUGCACAGGAGCCUGGGACUGGCGGAGGUGUUGGACUGGAUGGGGUACAUCUCGCAUGGAACUCGGUCACACCAUCCUAGACGACAUUUG
Molecule: messenger RNA, 1603 nt
Organism: Chlamydomonas reinhardtii
Lineage: Eukaryota; Viridiplantae; Chlorophyta; Chlorophyceae; Chlamydomonadales; Chlamydomonadaceae
Exons: 9
Coding region: 37-1461 (474 amino acids)
Source: RefSeq, a predicted model, not a curated record